GCAUCUGGUGGGUCUGUAGUGUGGUAGUACAAGCCCUCCCUUAGAGUGCUCGGCUGCAGGUCUCGUCUGCCAGAUCUCGUCUCCGGUUUGGAGCGUGCGAAAACUCGGCACGUAGCGCGUGUGCAGAUUGUGGGCCUCCGCGUGCCCAUUGCCCAACUCCCCUUCUGUACCUCAGCCUGCAGUUCAGGUACUAGCACCUGUAUAUGUACUCCCCCAAGUCCCCAAGACCUAGCCAUCACUAUAUCCUCCAAACACACAUCUUUUCUCUUCUCUUCACUUCUCUUCUCUUCUGCAGUCUGAGCUCUCUCUGUCAGAUAAGUUCCCUGAGCUCGGAGAGCUGCUCAUGUAGACCUCGGUGCAGGCGGGAGUCUACACGGAGUCUAUCUGGUAGUAGCUCAGAUGUAUGUGGCGAUUCCGAUCAUGAUGAGUUUCAGCACAAUGUGUGAAUGCAUGUGACUGAUCCGUUUGAAAGAUCAUCGGCGGUGUAUAUGCAGGGAAGUAUGGUUCAGUGAAGUACGAAGUUCGAUCUCGCAUCAGGAGCAUGAAUAUAGUACGGACCGGAGGAAUAAUGUCAGCUGCAGGAAUAUCAGCGGCAGCUGCUGCUAUGUACAGAGUUUGACUCUACUGCAGCAGCAGCAGCAGCAGAAAGCAGCUAGUACUGCUCCAUAAAGACGGGAAGAUGCCACCUAACAUCGAGAUUUUCCCCAUUGGCAGCGACGACAGUCAACGAAGACAUGACGACGGCGAGAAAAUCGUCGGAUAUCAAUCUUACGACCUGAGAGGAAGAGGAAGGACAAGAGUGGAACAUGAAGAGAUGUUCCUUUCAUUGUUGGUACAUCUAUGGACCUUGGAGACCCCAUUGCAACGCUGGGGAUCACUCUGUGUCGUGUGAGAUAUGUGAAAACUGAGCUCCAUGUCUCCCCGUCCAGAGCUGCGAACAUCAUGAUCAAUUUCAAGGAACCAACUACCUUCUGACGGUAAAUUUGGGGCUUCAUUGCAGACUUCUUGGGCAAGUUUCGGACGGUGACAAUGUCGUUCCUCAUAGUCCUCUCAGUACGUGCACUAGCAGUUCCUUCGUCUCCGAUAUAAAGCCAUGCAAACGUCGAGGCUCACAAUUUUCGACCGACUUUUGCAACGACUGUGAUAAGAGUCAGAUUUAUCAAGCGGAAAGAUCCCACAAUGAUCACGAGUUGUGCAACUGAUUCAGCGUAGAAUGCCAGCGUUCGAAGUCUGCAGCUUAUAGUACAGUUGAGCUGUGGAAUCAGUGACGAGCUCUAGCUCAAUUGACUGGUCUAGUACGAUGGUGCGAGGAGGGCUGGACAUUGCUGAAGUUGAGUGUGGCUCAGCCAUCGCUGCGACCAGGCAAGUGUGACCAAAUUCAAGUAAGCAUCUCCGAACCGUGGCAAAUUACCACCUCCGGCAGACCGAUGAACCAUGUUCUGAAAGCUUCGGACGCCGAAUGUUGGCUCCCAGGGCCUGCCUGCUUGCCUGCCUGCCUGGGCAGAGAUUGUGACCGACCUGAAAUGCUCAUUACGAUCGAUGAGUUCCGAGAGUUUAGAAUGUGCCCGCUUCGAUUUCAGGACACUCGAGUCGUGCAAUAGAGUCGUGCAAUUGCACGACUCGAGUGCUCUGACGAUGAGCCGACAAUCCCGACUGUCAGCUGGAUGAUACAAUUCGGGCCGAUCCGCGCAGAUUUCCGGACAAAGCAGCGAUGGCAACUCGGUGAGACCGCAUCGAUCCGUGCAGCAUGUGCACGGGGGCGCAGAUCGAGAUGCCGACGAUUCCGACCUGCAUCGUCCACACUCUCUGCGCGCAGCCCGACGGCAGGCUCGAGCUCUUGUUCCUGCGCCUAUAGAUCGAGAAGCCCGCCGCCGAGGAGCAGGCUCUGAUGGAUCAGAACCUCGAGGUCGACUCUGCAUUCUGUGAAUUUCUUGGGGCCUCCGGUUCCGCCCAUCAUUUCUUCAGUGGACGCUCGACUCGACCGACCGACCGAGCCACGGAGCAGAGCAGAGGCGAGUUGAGCUGAUCAGAGUGAUUCGAUUUGGCUGGGCGGAGGAACAUCAGCUCCAUUUGCGCGAGAGCUGCUCUGGACCUUCCCCCGGCAAAGAAUGUGUCCAUUCGAUGAAGAGACAGAUCCUCCUGUAUCCAGCUUGUAGCGGAUCGCGGUUUACAAGCUUCCAGGAGGAGACAUAAACUCGCGCUUCAGAUCCAGGGAUCAUCCACUCCUUGCGAAAUUUGGAUAGCGCCCUUAAGUCGGAAAUUUCAAAGAGCUCUGGUGGGCACCAGCUGCUGGCGAAUUGCGAAUCACAGAGGAGAACGAGGCCUGGCCUGAGCUGACUUUAGAGUGGAACUCCUCGUGUAAAUUAGCACUCGACAUUUCCGACAUGACUAGAUUUGAACAUCGGUGUUAUACCGUCUAUCCUUCAGGUAUAAAGCUGGUAACCUUUCGACGAGGUUAGCUGAAACUGAAUCCAUUUUUUCCUGAAAACGUUGCUUGACUUGCCCUUGCGGCCAGCAUCCACCUGCUUAAACUCGCACACUUGUGCAAGUGCUGGGCUAAUUGGAAAGACCUCCGCUCUCAAUCAUUUGUCUACCAACAAAAAGCUCCAGCAAUCAGAUUUCGUACAUGUGGGCGAGGAUGAGAGGUAUCUGCUUAAGGGUCAUUCUAGUCGUCGAAAUCUAACCCUGCAGUGUAGCACUGAUUGACCAUCUCCCUCAGAGCACGAGCCUCUACAUUAGGAACACUUCGACAGCCCCAAAUUCUUUCUUCCUCAUAUCUUCGUCCAAAAUUUUCCGAACCUCAUCCGACCUGCCAGCCUUGGUCGUCAUUCAUACCUCAAAUCGAAGUAAUUCUCGGCAGACAUGUUAAGAAUCCACUUCGGUGUUCCUGGUGGAGAAGUCCUGUAUACCUGUGGCAGCUAUUAUCCUGCAGCAUGUCAAGGCAUUUGCGUGAAGGUGCUGUCUUUGUGCUGUGGGUGCAUGAUUUCAAUCUAUUUCCACGCGAAGUUUCCAGCACAAGCCAGUCAAAGUGAAACUAAUAUGCUAAAUCGAGAGGAAAUUAAUUGAUGGGACACGUUGGAAACUAAAUCGUCUUGAAGGGACCCAACAGGAUUCAUUUGACCGGAAGUGACCCAUUCGACGGCCACAGUAAUUAAUGUUCUUAUAACCUACAAAUUUUAUCUAUAGAUUGGGGAGUGUCCGCCACCAUCGGAGUAUUUUGGCGACUCUUUCGCAGCAAUGUCUAAGAAAACUACAGGCACCACGAGUUUGAAUUACUCCGGAUAUGGUCUUGCCGGUACUUCAUGUUCUACUCGAACUAAUCCCAAAUAUUAUUGUAACAUCCCUGACGCUGGGACACUAUGGUAACCAUCUUGUAAAUUAAAACCUGCUGGGUACCAUAAGUGUUUUGAGUUUCCAUCAAAUAAUUUUUUAUGUUUAUCAUUGAAAUAUAUCCGG
Marchantia polymorpha subsp. ruderalis is the source of this 3456-nucleotide messenger RNA. The record is from the annotation of a GenBank genome assembly. NCBI's taxonomy places the organism in Eukaryota, Viridiplantae, Streptophyta, Marchantiopsida, Marchantiales, Marchantiaceae.